AACGGUUGAUUUGGGUGUUUUCCGCCGUGUGCGCGUUAGUUUGAGCGUUUCGCGAUGCGUUCGCUGUGUUUACGCUCAGAUUGCUCGCGGAGUCGCCGCCAGUUUCUCACUGUGAACACAAUGCUAACGUGCUAGCCGCUAGGAACUCAUAAACAAUAACAAACGCCGAGUUACUGAUUUACCUUCCGUAAAUUAAACCCCGUCCUCUCGCUUGUGACUGAAAUGUACCAGCAUGUGUCCGCGCAGGGCGUCUAAUGUAUCUGGGCAGCUUUAUGUGCAGAUGAACGUCUUACAAAUAUGUUAAAAUCAUUGAUAUCAGAUCGAUGCGGUCGUGUCAAAUACGGCCGUAAACUGUGUGCCAAUGGUUUCCUCUUCAGUUUUGCUGACCGGGUCUUUUAUUCAAACUCAGAGAACUGUCUUUUGUAACGCUUAAAUCUUUCCCUUUAGAAAACACACUGAAGAACAGGCAGACGUUCCUGUUGAGCCUCAUACUGAGAUUGUGAGGCGAGAAACUAACAGAAUGACAAGCUCCUCUACCCCUAGAAUGCACACGUACAAGAGGACCUCCAGCCCUCGAUCGCCGACGAAUACGGGAGAGCUUUUCACGCCGGCGCACGAAGAAAAUGUGCGCUUCAUCCACGACACUUGGCUUUGUGUGUUGAGAGACGUUAAAUCCCCACAAAAUAGUGAACGUAAUGAUCGCGGACCACAGGAGUAUGUGGAGAAAAACCCAAAUCCCAACCUACAUUCUUUUAUACCAGUGGACCUGAGCGACCUCAAGAAGCGGAACACACAAGACUCCAAGAAGUCUUAAAGCGUUCCCUCUCUUUCCGAUCCGGCAGUUGUUUUUUUUUUGUCCUCCCUUUUACAUUUGGGACCUUUUUACUCUAUCAGUCUUCUGUCGGCCGACAAACAUCCGCGAGCUGAGGGAUUUGGCCGCCGUAGUCAAGAAAGCUUCUCUUUUCUCUGCCUCUUGGACCUGUGGUCUGGACUUACAGGCUGACAUCUAUUUAUGCGUUACGUUUUUCCGAGAGCCGUUUGAGCGGCCAUUCCCUAUUUUUCAUGUUCAUCCGGGCUCUCUGAUCUCUCUCUCUUUUUUUACUGCUUAAGUUUGGGUUUAAAUUCCUCUCCGUGCUCGUUUUUUUUGGAAGAUCAGCAUCGGAAAGGCGAAGAACGGUGAUGCUUAAACUGUUAGACUCCACACAGACUUUCCCCCGAGAUGGGACGCGGUCCUGGAAUAUACUCCUUGGAAUAUACCGACCGUUCGGUUAGUUUGUUAGAUCGAUUGAUUCGUAGAUGAGUUUAGCGAGUUUCGUCAGAUAGGACGGGUGAGUUUGGCUCGGCGAAUAUUUUUAGUAAACGUACCUCCAUUUUUAACUAUGAAUUGAUACCUUCGAAAAACUUCAAGUAGGCUUUUCCGUAUCUUUCGUCCCCAGCCUUUAAAAGAAAAUUAAAAUAAAGAUUACUUUUAUGUUA
Messenger RNA from Puntigrus tetrazona (Sumatra barb), 1476 nucleotides. It is a transcript of the gene mcrip1, whose product is annotated as MAPK regulated corepressor interacting protein 1. NCBI's taxonomy places the organism in Eukaryota, Metazoa, Chordata, Actinopteri, Cypriniformes, Cyprinidae. The transcript is spliced from 4 exons. The coding region runs from base 521 to 814 and encodes 97 amino acids. The record is from RefSeq and is a predicted model, not a curated record.